AGCGCAUGCGCAUUCGUCACAUCGCAGCACUUAGCAAAUUGCGUUCGGUCGGCCGGCCUCAUGCUAUCUCAAACGGGUCUCGAAUAAACGGCGUAUACGUAGGCAAAAUGAGUGUUGAAAAUCCAGCUUGCGAUAAUGAUUGUGAUACAGGAAAGGUAAAUGGUAAUAAAAGUGAACACGUGAAUGGUAUCCACAAUGGCUAUAACAGCUCAGAAAAGCACAAAAGUAGCCACAAAUCGUCAAGCAAGGAUAAACACAGAGAUAAAGAAAGAGACCACAAGAGCUCUUCAAAACACAGCAGUUCUAGCAGAGAUAAGGACAAGGAUAAAAGUUCUAGCAGCAAAAAUCAUAGCAGCUCUCACAAGUCCUCAAGCAAAGACAAAGAACGUGAUAGGGAGCACAAAGACCGUGACAAACAUAAAGAGAAGGACCGCUCAGAGAAGGAUAAAGAACGGAGUGAUAAAGAUAAGGACAGGCACAGGAGUGACAAGGACAAACAUAAAGACAAAGAGAGAAGCGACAAAGAAAAGCACAGAUCCAGUGAUGGAGAAAAAAAGUCCUCAUCAUCAAAAGACAAGGAACACAAAUCUAAGGACAGAGAUCAUGAUAAGGACCGUCACAGGAGUGAUAAGGACAAACGCCGCAGUGAAAAAGAUAGGCACUCCAGUUCUAAAGACAAACACAGUUCAAGCAGGCACAAAGAGAAAAGCAGCAGUGAAAAGCAAGAAAAAGUUAAAUCAGAGCCAGAUGAUAGUUCUUCCAUAAAACAGGAACCUAUGGAGGUAGAUCAAUUCAAAUCAGAUCAGGAAGUUAAAAGACACGAAAAAGUCAAAAAUGAAAUAGAAGAUGAUGGUUACAUAGGUGUGAAUACCACAGCAUCGUCUUACGACUUUUCAAUGUCACAGUUCAAAGAUGAUCCACUUGCAGAACUGCCACUAGAAGAUGAUAGUGCUUCUGGUGAAGAAGCUAGAGAAGAGGAAGAUAAACCUCUGUCUAGACGCAUAACCCCGAAAAAGAGAGCUGCUAGUGAAAGUGAAGAAGAUACACCUCUGCUUCAGCGUAAGAAAACAAAGAAAAAGGUCAAGAAAGAUGUUUUUGAUGAAGAAGAAGAGGAAGAAGAAGCCCCUAGAAAGAAAAAGAAGAAACCAGAAAAAAAUAAAGCUAUGAAAAGUAUCAAGACUGAACCACAUGAAAAUACCAGUCCCACAAAACGUAAGAAAAAAGGAGAGGAGGAAGAACAAGAAGUUUGGAAGUGGUGGGAAGAAUCGAAAAAGGAGGAUGGUACUAAAUGGCAUUACCUUGAACAUAAAGGACCACUUUUUGCUCCUCCAUAUGAAUUGUUACCUGAAAAUGUUAAGUUCCGCUAUGAUGGUAAAAUUAUGAAACUUUCCCAAGACACAGAAGAAGUAGCAGGAUUCUAUGCACGAAUGUUAGACCAUGACUACACCACCAAGUCGACAUUUAAUAGCAACUUUCUAACUGACUGGCGGAAAGUUAUGACACAUGAUGAAGCUAAGGUUAUUAAGGAUCUUGCAAAAUGUGAUUUUAAAGAGAUGCAACAAUAUUUUUUAAGUGUAUCAGAAAAAAAUAAGAAUCGUUCAAAAGAAGAGAAAGCUGCCCUUAAAGCAAAAAAUGAGGAAAUCCAAAAAGAGUAUGGUUUUUGCACGAUAGAUGGACACAAGGAGAAAAUUGGUAACUUUAGAAUAGAACCUCCAGGUCUAUUUAGAGGACGUGGAGAACAUCCUAAAAUGGGUAUGUUAAAAAAGCGUGUAAUGCCUGAAGAUGUACUAAUAAACUGCUCUAAAGAUAGUAAAAUACCUAAACCACCACCAGGUCACAAAUGGAGGGAAGUAAGGCAUGAUAAUACAGUUACCUGGUUGGCAUCUUGGACAGAAAAUGUUCAGGGACAAGCAAAAUAUGUCAUGUUGAACCCUAGCUCUAAAUUAAAGGGAGAAAAAGAUUGGCAGAAAUAUGAGACUGCAAGAAAACUGCAUAAAUGUAUUGAUAAAAUACGAGAUACAUACAGAGCAGACUGGAAAGCGAAAGAAAUGCGUAUACGGCAACGUGCUGUCGCUCUGUAUUUUAUCGAUCGUUUAGCCUUAAGAGCUGGUAAUGAAAAAGAUGAUGAUCAGGCUGACACUGUGGGCUGCUGUUCUCUGCGUGUAGAGCACAUAGAAUUGCACAAAGAAAAAGAUGGAAAAGAAUAUGUUGUUGUCUUUGACUUUUUGGGUAAAGAUUCUAUUAGAUAUUACAAUGAGGUGCCAGUGGAGAAACGUGUUUUUAAGAAUCUUGAACACUUUAUGGAAAAUAAAAAAGAUAGUGAUGAUCUCUUUGACCGAUUAACCACACAAACAUUGAAUGAACACUUAAAAGAAUUAAUGCCUGGAUUGACCGCUAAGGUCUUCCGUACGUAUAACGCUUCCAUAACGUUGCAAAGGCAAUUGGAUGAGCUUACUGAUCCAGAUGCCACGCUACCAGAAAAAAUCUUAGCCUACAACAGAGCAAAUCGUGCAGUAGCUAUACUUUGUAACCAUCAGCGUGCUGUACCAAAAGGUCACUCCAAAUCAAUGGAAGCUCUCAAGGAAAAAAUUCAAGUUAAACGUGAUCAAAUAGAUGAAGCUGAAUCAGACCUUCAUGAUGCAGCCAAAGCUGCUAAGAGAGGUUCAGUUAAAGAGAAGUUAGCUUGCGAUAAAAAGAAGAAAGCACUUGAGCGCCUCAAGGAACAGUUGAUGAAAUUGGAACUACAAGAAACAGAUCGUGAUGAAAACAAAACAAUCGCUCUUGGCACUUCCAAACUCAAUUAUCUUGAUCCACGUAUCUCAGUCUCCUGGUGUAAAAAGCAUGGUGUGCCCAUAGAAAAGAUUUACAAUAAAACACAGCGUGAUAAAUUUCGUUGGGCGAUCGAUAUGGCCGGACCCGACUACGUUUUCUAAGUUAAACUUUAGCAUUAGCUAUAUUCUUUAUACAUGUUUUAAAAUCUGCAGACGUUCCACAUUAUACAUACUACAUUAUAUAUUAGUUCAUUAUUUAUUGUUUUAUCAAGUUUUGACCUGCGUUUUCAAAUUAAUGGAUAAUUUUGAGGAAAUGAUAAAAUUAUAUGUGUUUUCUGUAUUAUGUUCCUUACACCUUUAGGAUCUAAAUUAGAAGUCUGAUUCUAAUUUAUUUUACUACUAUAUUUUUUGCUUAUGGUUUAGUAGCUAAGUUAGUGCUAUUUGAAACUAGUUUAAGAUUGUACAAAUUUUUGCAAUCGUUCAGUGUAUGGUAUUGUCACAUUUCAAUACAGAGAUGUGUAAAAAAUGUAAGAGAACCCAUUGUCUAGGGUUCGUUUCCACAGACGCGGCGACGAGCGGAGCGAAGCCAUGCAGUGCAAAGUGCAGACAAAUCAGAUGUAAAGCGCGGUAUAAUAAAAUUAUCACGCCAUAAAAUGAUAAUUUGAUUGUACCAUUUCUUCACGGUUUCUGUCUGCUAAGCUAAGCUACACGCCGCCUCAGUGGAAACUUACAAGCAGUAGCAUAACUGGAAACUUUUUUUUAUACAUGCUACUAACAUAUACAGAUUUUGUUAAUUUUAUGUUAAAGUGACAAAAUUCAAAAGUAGCAAUAUUGAGUUUCAAAUCGGAGUAUACAAAUUAAUAUUUGUAUAUAAAGGCAAGGAGCGAGGCUGUCAUUGCAUCUGUGCAUCAAUGGGGUAGUUGACUGGUAUAUAUUUCUUUCUCAUCCCAAGUAUAAAAUUAUACAUAUAUAAGAAGUUUACACAAAUAGUAAUAGUAUGCAUAAUGCCAUCGCAUCGGAUCGUUGGAUUGGUAUGAACUACAAGUAAACAGUCUGAUAUCAGCUACGCAAGGUGCGUGCGACGAAGAUACUACCACCUUCAGGUGGGGAAUCCACGUUUGCGAACCAAUAUGCUCCGCACAUCUGCAAAACUCCUGCUGUGGUUACAUGUCCAGCCAAGUUGACUAUCUGUAAUCGUUAGCGCUUUAGAAAACUUGGUUGGAUUUGGUUCUCAGACAAAGUUUCCAUUUUAGUUUCAGGAGCUAGAGUUUCGGGAACGAAAUUGUGGAUAUACCAAUACCAAUUUUGAUGUUUUCAAAUUAUUUCUUUAAAAAUACACAACAAUGUCGCCAAUCAAACAGGAAACUACUCUAUUGAAUAGUGAAGCAAUAGUAUGAGUUGCGAGUCGCGUUACAGGCUGCAACUGUAAUAGUGUAAAUUUAAAAUGUAUUUUUGUGCACAAUGUGCAAUAGCUAAUGUUGUAAAUUAAGAUACGAAGUUAUUUUAUUUUUAUAACUAUAGGACCGAAAAUCGUGGCAAUUACAAAACAGACCGUGUUACGGAGGUACAAUAUAGGUAAAAUUUGUAAUAUUACAGUGAUGUGUGAGUCUUGUAAAUAGUAAAUUUUUACCAUGUCAUACAAAUUGUGAAAUGAGAUUAUCCAAAUAAAAAAAAAACAAUGACACUAGA
Messenger RNA from Pararge aegeria (speckled wood butterfly), 4460 nucleotides. It is a transcript of the gene Top1, whose product is annotated as DNA topoisomerase I, mitochondrial. Lineage: Eukaryota; Metazoa; Arthropoda; Insecta; Lepidoptera; Nymphalidae. The coding region runs from base 6 to 2933 and encodes 975 amino acids. The transcript has 10 exons. Gene Ontology annotation, molecular function: DNA topoisomerase type I (single strand cut, ATP-independent) activity; DNA binding. The record is from RefSeq and is a predicted model, not a curated record. Gene Ontology annotation, biological process: DNA replication; DNA topological change; chromosome segregation. Gene Ontology annotation, cellular component: nucleolus; chromosome.